AUGUCGUUGACUCCCACUUUUGUCUUUCUUUUUCUUCUUAUUUUUAACUUCAUUUUCUGCAUUAUAUUCUUUUUUAUUUUUGGUUUCGUUUUUUCUUCAUUCCAUUUUCUUCAUAUCGCUCUUUCUUAUAAAUCACCCAAACCAAUUUUCAUCUUUUAUCUUCUAUUUCCUUUAUUUCUUUUUAUAACUAUUUCUCUUGUUUUUGUCUUCCUUUUCUUUCUCUCUUUCUUUCUAUUUAUUGCUUUAUUCUUUCUUUUCUCCUUUUAUUUUUUUACUUUUUUUUCUGUUUUUGCCUUCAUUCUUUCUUCUCUAAUCUUUGAGUUUCGUUUUUCAUCAUUCUUGUUUUUGUUUGAUAUUCUUUCUUUUUUGUCUUCGUCUUCCAUUUAUCUUUUCUUUCCUUUUCUUCUGAUUCACUUUCUCCCUUUUCAUAGUUCUUUCAUUUUUGUUUUCUACCAUUUUCUUCGUUUAUGUUUGCAACAUCCUAACUUUCUUUCAUUUUUUUUAUCUUUCUUUUUUUUUCUUUUUUUGCUACUUGAAAUUCCUUAUUUCGUUGGAUUUCUUUUCCGUCUUAUUUCUCUCAUCUUUUCUUUCUUUCUCUUUCUUUCUAUCUUCCUUUCUUUUUUUUAUUUCUUCUCUUUCUUUUUGUCUCUUUCUUUCUUCUCUUCCUUUUUUCUUUUUUCUUUCUUUCUUUUACAUCAAUAUUUUGCCAAUCAUUUUAGUCUUUUUUCUUUAUUUCCCUCUUUUGUUUUCUUUUUAUCAUUUAUUAUUCUCUCAUUAAAGUUUUCUGACUUGUCUUUCCUUCCUUUCUCCCUUUCUUUCUUUCUUUCUUUCUUUCUUUCUUUCUUUCUUUCUUGCUUGCUUUUUCCGCCUUUUAUCUUUCUUUUUCAUUCAUGUAAUUCUUUUCAUUGUUUUCCGCUCCUCUUUGUUAGCUUCUUUCUUUCUUUUUUCGCUUUCUUUCUUAUCUUUUUCUAUUAUACAUUUUUAUUUUCAUUGUUUUCCACUUUCUUUAGUUUUUAG
This is a messenger RNA of Acanthosepion pharaonis, 1017 nucleotides long. Lineage: Eukaryota; Metazoa; Mollusca; Cephalopoda; Sepiida; Sepiidae. The record is from the annotation of a GenBank genome assembly.